Messenger RNA from Eimeria tenella, 2109 nucleotides. RefSeq lists its product as uncharacterized. Gene Ontology annotation, cellular component: nucleolus; nucleoplasm. Lineage: Eukaryota; Apicomplexa; Conoidasida; Eucoccidiorida; Eimeriidae. Gene Ontology annotation, molecular function: GTP binding. The coding region runs from base 1 to 2109 and encodes 702 amino acids. The transcript has 8 exons. The record is from RefSeq and is a predicted model, not a curated record.
AUGAGACUGCGCUGGAUGCUGCUGCCAUCAGCUGCUACAGCAAACUGGAGAAGAAGAGCCCCGCAGCAGCUUUUUUGUGGCUUUAAAACAAGCAGCAGCAGCAGCAACAGCAGCAGCAGCAGCAACAACAGCGGCGGUAGCAGCAGCAACAGCAACAACAGCAGCAGCAGCCACAGCAGUAACAGAUGCAGCGGCCACAGCAGCUGCAGCAGCCACAACUGUAACAAAUGCAGCAGCAACGACAGCAGUAGCAGCGUCAGCAAGAGCAGCAGCAGCAGCAGAAGCAGCAGCAACAGCAGCAGCAGCAGCAACAGCAGCAGCAGCAGCAGCAGCAACAGCGAUGGCGCGUGCUGGCUGGGGGUUCCUUAUGGCUUUCAGAGCUGUCUGCUUCAGCAGAAGCAGCAGCAAGCAGCAGCACUAAUAACCUGUGUGAGCUGCCCUUGGGGGCCCCUUCUGGGUUCAAGGCGGCGGUUUGCUGCAGCAGCAGCAGCAGCUGCUGCUGCUGCUGCUGCGGCUGGAGAUGCUGCAGCUGCUGCUGGCAAACCCCCGAAACGCGUGCUGCUGCUGCAUGCAGUUUUGCCGCCGCCGCGGCGCAGGGAACGGGGCUUCCAGCCCAAGUCCCGGCAGGAGGUGGUUUAUGAAGCAGCAGAAAGCGCCAGCCUCAUCAGGGCCGCGGGAAUGGAGCCUAUGGCCUUCCAACCCCAAGAGUCCCUUGACGAGCCUUUUGGAAGUGAUUCUGAGGAGGAAAGCGAUGGCGAAGAACUGCAAAAAAUAUGCAGCUUUUUAAAGACCCACCCCUGCGACUGCGUGCUGCUCAGCAGCAGCAGCAGCAGCAGCAGCGCCAGCAGCAGCAGCAGCAGGGCAAUAACGCAGCACCAGCAGAACCGUCUUGAGCGUUUGUUCACAUCUGCGGUUGCAUCAGCAGCAGCAGAAGCAGCAGCAGCAGCAGCAGCCGCUGCACCUGCUGCGACUGCGUCCGGCCACAGCAGCAGCAGCAGCAGCAGCAGCAGCAGCACCAGCACCAGCACGGGUUCAGGUCUGUCCAUCGCCUGCUUGAAUUAUUUGUCUUCAAUUAUUUCCGGCCCUGGCAAAAUAGACAGGCUCAGCAUCUACAGGGCCACUCGCGUUCUUCCCCAGGAGCCGUGGGUCACGCACCUCACUGCAGUGCUUCAGAAACCCCUCGACCCCGAAGCUGCUCUCAAAACCCUCGCCAAACUCAAGAAGGGCUUCCAGCAGGAUUUGAAGAAAGAGCAUGCAUCGCGGGCCCGCGGGGUGUACGUACACCCGAGGCAGCAAACUGUCUUGGGCCUCGUGGGCUAUUCCAAUGCCGGCAAAACUUCUCUUUUGAACUUCUUCUCUUUUGCUGCUGCUCCUGUGGGGCCCCUCCCCUGCACUACUCUCCACAACUACUCCAAAAGACUCCAAAACCACAAACUACAAUUCCUUAUAAGACACCCAGAGGGGCCCCCAGGGGGGCCCCCAGGGGGGCCCCAAGGGGGGUUUGGGGUUUUGGGAGGUUCGGUGGUUUUUGACAGCGUGGGUUUGAUUGAGGGUUUAUCAGGGUUUGGCGAGGGUUUGGUUUGUGAGGGUUUAGCAGCAGCAGCACGUAGCAGCGACUUGCUGCUGCUUGUGCUGGAUGCUGCUGACCCCCGGAGACUUGCGAGGAGAGAGUUCGUGCUGCAGGCCCUCAGAAAGGCCCUUGGCAGCAGCAGCAGCAGCAGCAGCAGCAGCAGUAGCAGCAGUAGCAGCAGCAGCAGCAGCAGCAGCAGCAGCAGCGACUUGGGGGUUUGCGUGAUAGAAGUGCUGCGGGUGGCGCUGACGGGACUGCACAAGCAGCAAGAGGUCCUCGUGUUCUUCCCCGCCAAAUUUGCUGCUGUUGUUUUGCCCUAUUUGUACAGACACACCACGGUAACAAGCAGCAGCAGCAACAGCAGCAGCAGCAGCAGCAACAGCAGCAGCAGCAGCAGCAACAGCAGCAGCAGCAGCAGCAACAACAGCAGUAGCAACAGCGGCAGCAGCAACAGUAACAGCGGCAGCAGCAACAGUAAUAGCAGCAGCAGUAGUGUAGCAGGACCACCACUAGCAGCAGCAGCACGGGCAAAAACUUAG